GCUUGAAAGCGGCAUCUUGUCUCUCUGUCUCUCUCUCUAAAAACCUUUCUUUCUCUCACAUAAUCUAUUCUUUUAUGUCACUAAGACGCAGACUCCGAUACUCGAUCUUGGGAUCGCCUUGGUUUCGGCUUUGCUUCGGACACUGUAAAACAAUUUGCAAUAGUUGGUGACUUGCACUUGCCUUUUUCUCUUUUGAGGAGAAUCGGCCAUGGCGGAGCGCCAAUGUUUUGAAACUGACCAACUUGGAAGCUCGAAGGUUACUGCUGGGCAAGAGGACGACGAAGAAGAAAUGGAAGAUUCGGAGGAUGAAUCAGAGGUGGAGUUGGAAGAUGGAGGAGCGUUGAGUGAGUUGCAACCGAUUGAGUUGAGGAUCGAUUCGUCGGUUACUGAAGCUGCGGCGAGGGAGUCUCCAUCUGAAACCCUAACGGCGCCUUCUGCGAAUCACUCCUCGGAGAACGGUUUGCCCGUCGAUUCUGCUGCGCAGUCACUCGAAGAAGCUGAAUUGAAGCGAUCUCCAUCUUCCUGCCAUGAGCCUUUGGCUGUUGAAGCAACCCAGACAGAUAAGGUGCAAGAACAAAGCCAGCUUCAGUUGUCAAUAUAUAAAGGACCUGAUCCGGAACAAUCACCAACUUCUGUUACCCAGUCUAUCUCAUCCUCCGCAAGUCCAAGUUUAUCCAAACAUAAACUGUCACCUAAGAAGGUCCAGAAAGAAUGUAAGCCAGAGCCAAGCCAGAAAAAUUCUUCCAACCAUAAAACUGCAUCAUCGGUUCCCAAUGUUAGGACACCUGCUUCUGAUGGUUACAAUUGGAGAAAAUAUGGUCAGAAGCAAGUGAAGAGUCCUAAGGGUUCGCGUAGUUAUUACAAGUGUACAUAUUCUGAAUGCUGUGCUAAGAAGAUAGAAUGUUGUGAUCACUCAGGCCAUAGAACAGAGAUUGUUUACAGGAGCCAACAUAGUCACGAUCCACCUAGGAUGAUUAGCAACCCCAAGGAAAGACAGCUUGUGCCAUAUGUUGAGCCUGUGGUUAAGCAAAUCAUUACACAACAUACCAGAAGAGUAAUUAAUGAUUCAGAUCCUCCCACGCCUUCUAAAGAACCUUCACGGGAAACAGCUUUAGUCCUUGUAAGGAAACGACAGUACUCGAGUGACUCUGAUGGAAAUGAUGAAUUUAAAAUCAAAGAUGAGAAUGACGGCGAACCUGAGACAAAACAAAAAGUUAAGAAAAGUAGUGCGGGAUAUUCAGGUACUCCCUUAAAACCUGGAAAGAAACCGAAAUUUGUGGUGCAUGCAGCGGGUGACGUGGGAAUCUCGGGCGAUGGAUACAGGUGGCGCAAGUAUGGUCAGAAAAUGGUGAAAGGAAGUCCUCAUCCUAGGAACUACUACCGAUGUACCUCUGCUGGGUGUCCAGUCCGUAAGCAUAUUGAAUCAGCAGUAGAAAAUCCAUAUGCAGUGAUUAUAACAUACAAGGGAGUUCAUGAUCACGACAUGCCUGUACCGAAGAAACGACACAGUCCACCAAGUGCUCCUCGUGUAGCUGCUGCAGCUCCAGCCUCCAUGAGCAAUACGCAACCAAAGAAAACAAACUUAACCGAGAGCCAAAUUUCUUCAACACAGUGGUCUGUGGAUGCUGAAGGAGAGUUGACUGGUGAGGCCUUGGAGCUUGGAGGUGAGAAGGCAAUGGAAUCUGCUCGAACACUUUUGAGCAUCGGAUUUGAAAUCAAGCCCUGCUAAACUAACCGUGCGACUCGGUAUGAACAUUCAUGGCUGUGUGUGUAUCUGAUCAGCAGGUUUGGUUACUGUUGAGCUAUUUCUUUCUUUUUGUCUUCCCUUUCUCAUUCCCCUCUUUCCCUUAGCCAUUUACGUAACAGUUGUGUAAAUUUGGUUUCAUUAUACACCUCCCUGAUUUGGCACGGGGAUGAUGAUUUCAUUUUCUGGUUCUUAGAAGAAACUGGUAGCAGCGGCCUACCUCAGCUAUUCUAGCCUUUCCCCCCUCCCAAGUUAAUUAAUGAGAGACUAUAUUUCCGGAUU
Molecule: messenger RNA, 2026 nt
Organism: Cucurbita maxima (winter squash)
Lineage: Eukaryota; Viridiplantae; Streptophyta; Magnoliopsida; Cucurbitales; Cucurbitaceae
Product: probable WRKY transcription factor 32
Exons: 5
Coding region: 209-1729 (506 amino acids)
Biological process (GO): regulation of DNA-templated transcription
Molecular function (GO): sequence-specific DNA binding; DNA-binding transcription factor activity
Source: RefSeq, a predicted model, not a curated record